AUGACACCGAGAUGGGGAAUAUCAGACAACUGCUUCGAAGUGACUCAUUUGGAAAGGCAGCGAAUCGAGUUGCUAUUCGAUUUGGAUAUUAAGAAUGACCGAAGGGGACAUAUGGCCGUUGAUUCCGAGUCAGAUUUCGGCUCACUGAACAGCGUGCGGAUAGCGGAUGAGGACGACGAUAACGACAGUUGUUUGGCGCAAAAACCAGCCAAAGUGGUUCUAACGACCUCANUUCCAUUUGUUUCAUUUUUCCAUAAUGCGUAG
Molecule: messenger RNA, 264 nt
Organism: Anisakis simplex (herring worm)
Lineage: Eukaryota; Metazoa; Nematoda; Chromadorea; Rhabditida; Anisakidae
Source: the annotation of a GenBank genome assembly